Messenger RNA from Angiostrongylus costaricensis, 273 nucleotides. The record is from the annotation of a GenBank genome assembly. NCBI's taxonomy places the organism in Eukaryota, Metazoa, Nematoda, Chromadorea, Rhabditida, Metastrongylidae.
AUGCUCGAGAUCAUCAACGAAGUCGACAUCAACGGCAACGGCCAAAUAGAAUUCCCCGAAUUCUGUGUGAUGAUGAAGAGAAUCAUGAAAGAAACCGAUUCGGAGAUGAUUCGAGAGGCGUUUCGGGUGUUCGACAAGGAUGGAAAUGGAGUGAUCACGGCAUCCGAAUUCAAACAUUUCAUGGUGAGUUGCGUAGUGCUGGUCAACGGGGUGUGCGACAGAUUCUGUGACGUAAACACACGGACAAGCGGAAAAGUGAUCGUAACCUCGUGA